Vigna umbellata (rice bean) is the source of this 1039-nucleotide messenger RNA. Its product is annotated as nudix hydrolase 12, mitochondrial-like. The record is from RefSeq and is a predicted model, not a curated record. Gene Ontology annotation, molecular function: pyrophosphatase activity. Gene Ontology annotation, cellular component: nucleus; cytoplasm. Lineage: Eukaryota; Viridiplantae; Streptophyta; Magnoliopsida; Fabales; Fabaceae.
CUUCCUUUCGUCUUCGUUUCUUUCCUUCCAAUUUUAUAGAACACACUCAACCUUAUACCCAUUUCUUUCUGCUUUCCUCUCUUGUUUCAUAUUUCGGAAGCUCAAUUUUUGGUUUUCUUAUACAUUUGAGAGGAAUCCAUGUCGUGUGUGACAGCACGUACUGGGAGACAACGACAACGUUACGAAGACAACAUGCGCCUUGUCUCCGGAUGUAUUCCCUAUAGAUGGAAAAAGGGAAAAGUGGAUAAAAAAGAAGAUACUGAGGAGAUGAUAGAAGUACUUAUGGUUUCUUCACCAAAACGUGAUGACCUUGUGUUUCCGAAGGGAGGAUGGGAGGAUGAUGAAACUGUUACAGAAGCUGCUUGCCGUGAAGCCCUAGAGGAAGCAGGAGUUAAAGGGAUUGUAAGAGAAAUUCCCUUGGGAAGAUGGGAGUUCAGAAGCAAAAGCAGCAAAGAUUCAUCCAGCCAAGAAGGAUGGUGCAGAGGGUACAUGUUUUCCUUAGAGGUCACUGAAGAACUUGAGGCUUGGCCAGAGCAAAAGGACCAUAAUCGCCAAUGGGUGAACAUAAAAGAAGCAUUCAGACUGAGCCGAUAUGACUGGAUGUGCAAGGCAUUGGAAGUGUUUAUAAGUGUUAUGGCAGAAGACAUAAAGCUAAGGAAUGAGGAAAACAAUGUUGAUUCCUCUUCAAUAUCAGUGCUUGAUGUGUCAGAAAGUCAAUAUGUGUCAUCCAAAUGCUAUAAAAGAACCACUUCCAAACAACAUCAAAGUAUAUCAUCAAGAACCAAUAUCCUGUCCCAUGCUUCCCAGGAGAUAGCUAUUCACUUAGGUUAUUGACACUCUACGUUUGUGCAAUGUGAUGCAGUUCCCAUUUGAAAAGAAAAGUACUUAUAAUCACACUGUUACGGUGUGUUUGGUUGAACAUUUGAAAACUUCGUUUAGGAUAGUUUCAAUUUUGGAAAAGUGAUUUUGGCGUAAGAUCUUAAGAGAUCUGAUUUAUGUUAAAGAGGUUUGGAAUAAAAGUUGGCGUGUUUAUUGUUAA